This is a messenger RNA of Colletotrichum fioriniae, 270 nucleotides long. NCBI's taxonomy places the organism in Eukaryota, Fungi, Ascomycota, Sordariomycetes, Glomerellales, Glomerellaceae. The record is from RefSeq and is a predicted model, not a curated record.
AUGGCAUCAGGAAUGAAAGAAGAUCACGAGCUGAACGGCAAUGUUGGCAAGCUGUUCUCGAAGGCUGCGCGCGAGUACGUGUUAGGAGAAAAACCGGCUAAUACCGGCGGCAUCUUUGUCUACUACGACAAGGAUAUUGUCCAAGGUGUUGGCUCGACUCGACAUGACGAGCUCAGAAAUGAGUGCGUCGGAUAUAUGCUCGAGACCAAGAAAGACAAGAACGAUUCGGGUACAGAAGCGGCGUUUGGAAGCGUGCGAUCACCAUACUGA